CACAACAUUGCUGAGAAAAGUCAAUUUCUGUCAGAAAUAGAUGUCAAAAAUGAUUAUUAUGUUUUUUAUGAUUAUUAUCGAAUGCUUAUAAAGCAAGAACACUUCUUGUUCUAAAGUUUAGAAACUACAAAGUUUGCAAUAAACUUAAAUCCAGAUAUAGUUUUUUCUAAGGAUUUCUGUGAGAAUAUUCUUGUAACAAAAUGACUUCGGAAGAGAAAAAACCCGUUACCGAUGAACCACAAAAGUCUUCUAUGGAAAUUUUAUCAGAACUUUUUAGCACUUUUGAUGCAGAACCACCUUUGAUAAUUAAAAAAGAAAAAGAUGAGGAAACAACAAAGAAACACAAAAAAGGCAAAAAGAAACACAAACAUAAGGAAAAAAAACAUAAAAAGAAAGAUAAAAAAAGGAAAAGGGAUAAUAGUUCCUCAAGUGAUGACUCUGAUUUAGAUGUAAAAAUAAAAAAAGAAAUAAAGAUUGACGUAAAAACUGAGAAAAAUGGGGACAAAUCUCCAAGGGAAAACGUGGAAAGUAAAGAUAAAACAACAUUGGGAAAACCAAAAAAUAAAAUAGUUAUAAAAGAUUUGUCCACCAUUUUCCAGCCAACAAUAAAGGAAAUUCAAGAAAAAGUAAAGGAAAAAGGAGAAGAUGGUGAAAUUAUUUCUGACCAUUCUGAAGAAGAACCAAAAGAAAAACACAAAAAACAUAAGCAUAAAAGCAAGGAGUCUUCUAGAAAACGUAGGCACAGCAAAAGCAAAGAACGUAGUAAAAGUAGAGAAAAGAGAAAUAAGUCUGACGACUUAAGACAUAAAUUAAAUGAUGAUAAAUAUAAAGAUAAGAAUAAGCAUAAAAACCAUAAUAGAGAUAGGGAUUUCUAUAAAAGUAAAAGUUAUAGUGAAAGGGAGAAAGAUAGGUCAAGGGAUAGACAUAAAGAGCAUACAUCAAGGGAGUUUCAUAGAAGAUUGGAGGAUUAUAGGCAUAAACGAGAGAGAGAUGAAGAUUUUUAUAAGCCUAGGGAUAGAGACAGACAUAGGGGUCAUGAUGAUAGAGACAGAGAAAGAAGACACAAAGAAAGGGACAAAUCCAGUUUCAAAGAAGACAGCUCUUACAUUGACAAAAAGAAACUGUUGGAAAUAGCCAGAAGAAAUGCUGUAGCAAUGAUGAAGUCUGGAAGUUUACCGGGAGCUCUUACUUUGGGACCGCAGGCUCAAGAAAAAGUGAUUGCCGCCAUCAAAUCCGGCGGAAAAACCAUUGAAGAGUUGACUGAUUUCUGUAAGACUUUGUCGAAAAAAGAGGAGAUGGGAGAUUUGUCCAGUUUAUCUGAGAAAGAGAGUGGCAGUGACAGUGAAAUUGAUAAGGCUUUUCAUCAUCCAUUCCAACUUAAAGAUAGACCUACUUCUAUUACCAUGAAUAUAAAGAAUUCCGUGCCAUUACCAAUAAAAUCCACUCAGGAACGUUCAAGUGAGCUGCGCAUGCAAUUUCCGGUGAGCAGCGGUCAACAGCAUCGAAAAACUGUCGAGGAAUGGGUACCGGUGGCGCCGAAAAAGGGUUCAGAAGCCAAAACGGCGGCUACCGUGGACGCUACUGUCACUACAGUGGCAAAAGUAGACGUUCCACCGGAACCGGUCGUUGUGCCAGCUCCACCCAAUGCUCCCCCAGGACCUCAGGCGUUUCCCACGCCCGUUUUGGAGCCCAGUGUGGAUUUAGGAUCAAUUGUUUCACAAAGAUUGACAGCAAUGAGAAGAUUGCAAGAAAAUCCCAAUGAUGUUCAAGCUUUAACGCAAAUAUACAAAUCUAACAAGGAGAUGCAAACUUGGGCUCAAAGUAAGCAACAACCUGGUCAAUUCACCGGUUCAACGGGAGCUCAAAUUUUAUCGCAGGCCGAAUUGUCGUCUGGAUAUCAGGCUUGGGCCAAAAAGGAUCAACUGCAAACCGCUGCUCCCCUUUCGGGAGGAAUGGGAAUGCAUCUUCUCCAAAAAAUGGGUUGGAAACCUGGUGAAGGUUUAGGAAAAGAAAAAACGGGCACUCUGGAACCUCUACUGUUACAAGUGAAAUUGGACAAAAAGGGCCUUGUGGCUGAUGAGGAACAGUCAAAAAAGAAAAACAAAGGAAAAGGAGGCGGUGGAGGUGGAGGAGGUCAAACGGUGAAAACACUUGCAGGAAAACAUCCUGUCUCACUUCUUGGAGAGUAUGCUUCAAAAAGAAAACUAGGGGCGCCACAGUAUAUACUGUGCUUUGAGUGUGGGCCUGAUCACAAAAAAAAUUUCCUGUUUAAGGUGUUAUUAAAUGGAAUAGAAUAUAAACCUAAUGUGGCCAGUGCUAACAAAAAGGAUGCAAAGGCUGCUGCUGCAUCAUUAUGUUUACAAACCAUAGGUUUAGUUAUUAGUUAAAUACAAAAUAAAUGUCUAAAAAUUAUAAAAUUCUAUCAUUUCCUUGGUCCAGG
Brassicogethes aeneus is the source of this 2440-nucleotide messenger RNA. NCBI's taxonomy places the organism in Eukaryota, Metazoa, Arthropoda, Insecta, Coleoptera, Nitidulidae. The record is from the annotation of a GenBank genome assembly.